AUGUUGAAGGUCCUCACUGUGGAUGCCAUUCUCUUUGGCCUCCUGGUCUUCUCUGGUAUCUUGGGAAACCUCCUGGUCAUCUAUGUGGUGUAUCAGUCGGCCCUUGAGACUCCAUCUCAUCACCUGCCCCCCUCCAGUGCCAUCUUGAUGAACCUGUCCCUGGCCAACCUGCUGACCACUGUUUUCCGUACAGUGCCCAUCUUUCUGUCGGACCUGGGCUUGCAGAUCACCCUGGAGCUGGGUUGGUGUCGUGUCUUCAUGCUGCUGUGGGUGUGGUGGAGGGCAGUGAGCUGUUGGGCCACCCUGGCACUAAGCACCUUCCACUUUGUCACCCUGCGUAGACAGCAGGUAGCCAUGGGCUCCUUGGCGCAACAGCAGGAACGGCGGCGUGUCUGGGUCGCUCUGGGACUUGUAUGGGGGGGCAACUUUGUCCUUUCACUGCCGGCAGUUGUCUACACCAACCAUGUGCAUGACAAUGCUACCGUAGAGCUCAUGGUGAUCAGCUCCACCACACGCCCCCUGUUGGGCUGCACCUGGGAGUUCCCUACCGAGGUCCAGGGCGUUGCCUUUGCUUCUGCCUCCCUGGCCAUCAAUGAAGUGACCCCUCUGCUGCUCAUGAUUGGGACCAACCUGGGCACACUUCAUGCACUGGCCAAGCAUAUCCGCAGCAUCACAUCCGCUGGCAUCAGUGGGCACAUGGGCUCUGACCGACACAUGUCCACGGAGCGCAAGGCUGGCCAUGUCAUCAUGGCACUGGUGACACUUUUUGUGGGCUGCUGGGUGAUGCAAGUGGCAGCUGUGACCUACUACAACCACAACAGAGGGCAGCAUGCAGAAGCCCUGGUAACAGUCUCCCAGUUCUCUGCCUCACUCUUCAUGGGCUUUAGCCCUCUGGUGGUGGCACUGGGGCAUGGGAAGCUGAGGAAGAAGAUCCAAAGCACAAUUUUUAGACGACUUAAAAGGAAGACCACUCCAGAUGGGACUGGGGUAGAAAAGAUUGUAUCGAGCAUCCAAGAGAAUAAGGGAAAACAAGGUGGAGUGUAA
Messenger RNA from Scleropages formosus (Asian bonytongue), 1044 nucleotides. RefSeq names its product olfactory receptor class A related 4 (gene ora4). Gene Ontology annotation, cellular component: membrane. Gene Ontology annotation, biological process: G protein-coupled receptor signaling pathway. The coding region runs from base 1 to 1044 and encodes 347 amino acids. Gene Ontology annotation, molecular function: G protein-coupled receptor activity. Lineage: Eukaryota; Metazoa; Chordata; Actinopteri; Osteoglossiformes; Osteoglossidae. The record is from RefSeq and is a predicted model, not a curated record. The transcript is spliced from 2 exons.